AUGUGCGAUGCAAGUGAUUAUGCUGUGGGAGCCGUUCUUGGCCAGAGGAAGGAUAAGCAUCCUUAUGUCAUUUCCUAUGCGAGCAAAAUGCUGAAUGACGCGCAAAUGAACUACUCAACUACUGAAAAGGAGUUGCUCGCAGUCGUCUUCACUUUGGAUAAAUUUCGCUCAUACUUGGUGGGAACUCCUAUCACAGUUUUCACUGAUCAUGCAGCCCUUAAGUACCUUUUUGCAAAGCAGGACGCAAAGGCUCGGUUAAUCCGUUGGAUCUUGUUGCUCCAGGAAUUUAAUCUCUCUAUCAAAGAUAAGAAAGGAGUAGAGAAUGUGGUAGCCGACCAUUUGUCUCGGCUUGAGUUUGAGGACCGUAAGGCCAAUCUCCCAAUUGUCGACACCUUUCCCGAUGAGCAACUGUUUGCUGUUUCUCCUAGCCCUUGGUACGCCGAUAUUGUUAACUACCUUGUAACCGGGCAACUUCCUAGCCAAUGGAGUGCACAAGAUAGGAAGCGAUUUCUCAUAGAGGAUGCGUAUUCCUUUUGUCGAACUUGUGAAGCUUGUCAGAAAUUGGGCGCGGUGACUCGGAGGAAUAUGAUGCCCCUCACCAAUAUCCUUAUCGUUGAAGUGUUUGAUUGCUGGGGGAUUGAUUUCAUGGGGCCAUUCCCCAUGUCGUAUGGUUUUCUCUACAUUCUCCUCGCGGUGGACUAUGUCUCUAAAUGGGUGGAGGCCAUCCCGACCAAGACCAGCGAUCACAAGGUGGUGCUGGAAUUUCUCAAGGAGAACAUUUUGUCUCGGUUUGGCACACCAAAGGCCAUUAUAAGUGAUCAAGGCUCUCAUUUCUGUAAUCGGCCUUUCGAAGCGCUCAUGAAGAAAUAUGGGAUCACGCACAAGGUGUCCACCGCAUACCACCCUCAGACCAAUGGCCAAGCCGAGCUUGCAAACCGUGAGGUAAAACGCAUUCUAGAAAAAACCGUUAAUCCAAAUCGCAAGGAUUGGUCACUCUGUCUGACCGAUGCCUUAUGGGCAUAUCGUACCGCGUAUAAGACCGUUUUAGGCGCUUUGCCUUGUCGGCUUGUAUACGGUAAGGCAUGCCACCUUCUGGUGGAGUUGGAGUAUAAGGCCUAUUAGGCCAUCAAAGCUUUAAAUUUUCGAUUGCCUGCCGCUGGCGCGCAUCGCAAACUCCAACUCAAUGAACUGGAAGAAAUCCGGAGGGAUGCAUACGAUAAUACGGACAUUUACAAAUCUAAGGUGAAGGAUUUCCAUGAUAAGAA
Molecule: messenger RNA, 1265 nt
Organism: Rhododendron vialii
Lineage: Eukaryota; Viridiplantae; Streptophyta; Magnoliopsida; Ericales; Ericaceae
Exons: 2
Coding region: 1-1122 (373 amino acids)
Biological process (GO): DNA integration
Molecular function (GO): nucleic acid binding
Source: RefSeq, a predicted model, not a curated record